AAGUUGUUAAAGUUGUAGCUUUGAUUGGCUUCAUGGUGGCGCACACACAGAGUUCUCUGCUCUGCUCCUUUACUUGGGCCGGUCAAUAGACAAUUGAGACCACAUCUUUCCUGUGCCUCGCUCCAACGGGCGCGUUAACCUUACUUCUCUACAUAUGGUCCCUGCAAAGGAGAUGCUGAGUGGACACGCACGUCAUUGGUGGUAGUGUCCUUGGUCGUCAUGACACUGUCCAAGUUGGCCAACCCCUACAAGAUCUGCACAGAUAGGUGCAGCCUGGGUGUAAAAGGAAGAAGUGUCAAACUCCCGGCAGCACACCUGCUCUCCUGUCCCUGCCGGAGCAUUAGAGACUCCAGACAAAGUGGUUUUCGAACUACAACAACUCUGUCUGGAUGUGCGAGCAGUCAAUUUCUGGGGGGUAGGGGCUGGCUGCGUGUUCGGCCGCAGAGUGGGGUCCGCACCUUGUAUAGGGGACACUUGUUGCUUAGGAGCGCAUUCCGAGUUGACGGUCUAGAUUCUCAGGUGAGGCGUCGUAUCAAUGUAGGCUGUGUACAAUCUGCGCACAAGCAGGUCAGGUCGCCCUUUGGGGGGGAGCUUUUACAGACUGCGAGCAGUAUGAAUCGUGCCUCUCUCUGCAACGCGGUUUCUGGGCAAGUUCAAAGCGUUGAGGCCUCCUUGGUGGAAGAGAACUGGGGCGUUAAUUUCGUCCCCCUGUCUCAGAAGUUCAGGGUCAAUUUAACGGGGGAGGGGGAGUCGGCCGGCCGGUUGACUCCGCUUUCAGAGGUUGCCCGGGGAAAGUCAGCAAGCACGCCUGGUGUCAAUUUGGGGGAGGUCGCGUCCGCUCCUGUGUUGGAUGAGGAUGAUCAGGACUCAAUCAGAAGGGCGUCCCAUCUUCAUGCGAGCCCAAGCAAACCCCAGGUUAAGAGCGAACCCCGCUGGCAAACCAGGUGUGAAGGCCCUCCGCCGCCAGCCGCACAGAACUUCCUGGAAGAAGUGCAGACUGACCUCCGGGGUUUUCACAUUCUAGAAUCAGAUAAGGAACUAGAUGAGGGCCCUGUUUUCGAGCGGGAUGAAGAGUGGGAGGCGAGCAUCUUCCUCUGGAAGCGGCCCCAGGGGUCGCAACGAGAGGUGGGGUCAGUUUUCGCCGGCACCCCAGGGCCAGCGUUUCAGGGGGAUAACCGGAGGUACUUUGUUGAGGACACUGGGAAGCAGUUGAGGAUCAAGCGGUUGGGGAAGAGGGAUAAGCAGGGGCCGAAACGGGCUGAGCGGGAGCAUAAGCGCGAGCUCGAGCGGCGGUGGUUAGAGGAGAAGUACGGCUUAACCCUCCCUGAAUCCAAGGGGGUUAAGAACAUCGUUAACAGGAUAGGCGGGUGGAAGGUGGUGGGGCAGGGGUGGGUGGAGCGGAGGCGAGAUACGGAGAUCGCAAAGAUUGCAAAGUCGGUGGGAAUGGAAAGGGCGAUAGAGAAAGAGAUGCGGGGGAGGGGGUCACCGGAAGGCGGGUUAACAGAGAACGGGGUUGAGGAAGGGUUGGUUACGAACGAGGCGGAUGGGUCUGACGGGGUUUGGGUUAGGAUUAGUAAAGAGGAUAUCAGAGGCGAUGACCGUGCGGAGACGGCGUCAGAAGAGGGGUUACCCAGUAGGGUCAGAACUUCUGACCCUCAAGAAGAAGAAGUUUGGCAGAACGAACUGAGGGGUUACAGGGAGCGCUUAAGGACAAGCGACCCGGGAACCAACGGCACCAGACAGGGGGAGAAGUUUGCGGCCUCAGAGUCGUAUGCUAUGGAUAAGCGACGGGUCGUUUGGGCGGAAACGUCGGGGCAGAACGUCGGAGCUGGCAUUGCCAACGCAAAAACUAGAGCGGGGCAGAAUGAUCCAAGGGGUUUUGAGCCCCAGGAGAACAGAGAGGGGAACAAUGCACGGGAGGAUCCUCGAAAAGAGGGUCGGGCGGAGUCUGGAGAACUGCGACGGGUCUACCGGAAGGGGCCAGCUUUUGAGCGGUUGCAGAACGAGGGAAGCGCGGAGGAAGUGGAGCGCUUUGCGCGACGCGCAUUUCUGGAGCACCUGGAGACCAAGUACGGGAAGCUCCACGUGGGGCGGCUCUGGAAGGAGAGCAAGAUUGAGGAUACCCGCGGUUGGCUGCAGGUCUACCACGAUACGUGGCUCCCCGGCCACGGCGUCGUCGCACUUGAGCCAUUCCCCGAGUCCGCCCCGGUUCUCCAAGACCCCCCCCCGCCGAAAUACAAGCGCCCCUACCCGGUGACUGCCAAGAUGACCCGGCGACUGCGCGCCCUGCCCAAAGCGCUCACUCGUCGCCCCCCCCCAAACGAUCCCCUCGGGAGCGUAUAUGUCCGGGGACGCUCUGUGGAGUUGGGGUCGGUUGACCGAUUUUCGGCGCGCGGAGGAGACGAGGAGCGAAGUUUGUUUGCUUCGCGGGGGUGGUUGAACGAAGAGCAGGAGAGGAGGAUAAGGGAGCGGAGCGAAGAGUUGCAAGGGGGAAGGGCCCUGUCGGGGGGCGGGGCGCGUUCGGGCAGGGGCAAAAAGGGCGACAAGCAGCUGGACAAGCCCCCCCGGGUUUCGGAACCCGCGAGGCUUGGACUGAAGGUGCUCGAAUGGCGGUACGCGCGUUUGCGGCGGCUGAAGAAAUUGAAGAAGCGAAGCGACCGGGAAGGGGGGUGGUUUGAGAAACGGGUUUCGGUUGCGGCGCAGAGUAGAAUCAGUCUCGUGGUAGACAGGCGGGAAGAGGCCGAGCGAGAGCCGAAUUCUGACGCGGGCGAGUGGGAGUUGGAAGCGGUUGAUGCAGUCGGGCUGAUUGUGCGACAGGGGGGACUUGCGGGGAGGGAAGCUUUCGCGAGCGAGGGGAACGGGGCGUUGAGUGGUGAAACCGCAGACGAUGCGGCUAACGGUGAGGACCAAAGCGGGUGGAAAGCAGAUAACCCUGCGAUCGGGAGAGGGCGUUCAGACGGUCCGACGGCAGCGGCUCAAGACCCUUUUCGCGGACGUCCUCUCAACGGCUUCGCUAACAGCUCGGCGAUUCUCACCCGAGCCGCGCCUCCGGCUGACGUCAUCGUCGAGGCGGCCACGUCAGACGCCCAUCUGCCGCGCUCCUUCGAGGGGUCCGACGAGCGGUCCACCCAUGCUGACGUCACUCCUGCGGGGGCAACGUCAACCGGUGCUCCGAAGGUUGAAACGGCACCCGGAGAUGAGAUGGAAAGUUUCGGCGACCACGAGGGGUCGGCAAAGGGCGUGGAGUCGCCGAUGAGUGUGUCGGUAAAUACGAGGGAGUUCCUGACGCGCACGUUUCGGGUGCUCGCGCUACGGGUACCAGAACAAGAGGCGGCAGAACUGGCGGCCCGGCUGGAGGGUCACCUUUUGCACUGGCCCCGCAUUGCCAAUACGUGGCCCGUUCCCACUGCUGCCACCGCCCCACCCUUCGACGCUGAGAGCUCCGACGUCCAAUUCGGAGACGACUCAAAGCUCGAUUCCCCGGACGUCCAAAUGGCAGAAAGCGCGACUACACCUGGACCGCAACAACUGAGCUCGCGAGAGAAGCGAGAGGCUGCGCUUCGGCGUCUCGCUUCUGAGCCGGCGCAGAAACGGACGCAGUUACGGACACCCGAGCCCAGCGUCCGAAACAGCGUCCAAAAAGAGGUGAACAAGGGAGUCGGGCUCACAGUCGUAAGGGAGAUCAGUACAAACGACGCUGACGUCAAUGCUGACGUCAGCUCGGCUGGCGCCUCGAGUCUCGGUCUGUCCGAAACCCUCCGGCCCCUCUUGAGCCGUUCGGACACUGGUUUAAGCGAUCCGGACGCCACGUGGACCACUACGGGCGUGCCAAGUGGCGGGUCUGCGCGCCUCCUGCUGCUGAACGAGGGCCUGGCCGGCGGGGGGAUAAGCUAUCUGCCAAAAAUCGUGCGCUUGGUCGUAGGGGCGUGUCCCUCGGAGGGUGGGCUGAAGGCAGUUAAAGGGGCGGUUUUGGUCGCCUGCGAUUUGACACUGGGCUACGAGUACUGGACUGUGGACGAGGCAAUUGGGUACCUGGUGUCAAGUGGAGAAGCGAAGGUGCACGUGGAGUACGUGGGCCACCUGGCAAUUCUAUACGGGGGCGGAGAGGAUCUAGAACGAAAGCAGAUGAUCGGCCAGGUUCUGGUCGACAAGCACCCCCACGUCCGGACGGUCCUAGCGCACCCGUCCCGUCUUUCGGACCGUCCGGCGCUCGUUGCGGGCGCGACUUCCUUUUUCACGACCGCGCUGGAGAACGGCGUGCGGCUCGAGAUGGACCUGGGGGCGGUGCGCUAUGACGUCAGCAUGGCCGCCGAGCGGCAGCGCCUGCUCGACACGUUCACCGCGGCUGACGUCGUAUGCGACGCGACUGCAGGCAUCGGCGCCUUUGCAGUCGCCGCCGCGGGACGCGUGCGCUUCGUCCACGCUUGCGACUUCAAUCCGGCCGCGCUCUGCUACCUGGCCCGGAACGCGGAGCUGAACGGAACGGAGCGGAACAUGCGCCUCUGGCAACUAGAGCCGGAAGACUUUAUCCGGGAGAUCCACAGCGCCAGCCCCCGGUGCUACGUCACCCACUUUGUCCUGGACCUCAGGGGGCGGUCCUGUCGAGUCUUGGAGGCGUUCAGAGGCUCUUUCAACCGCGGGCUCUGGGGCGAGCGGCCGCUGCCGCAGGUGCACAUUUACACCAUCCCCCGAACCGACGACCCGGAAGCCGAAAUUACGGAGCAAAUCUAUGACGCGCUUGGUGUGCGUUCCUGGGGGGUACGAUUCUACCAUGCACAGUUGCGAACGAGUGGUGGCCUGUUCACGGUAGCUUCGUUCCGGUUGCCGUCUGAGUGCGCAUUUGACGAUAUUCUAGGCUACCAUUAGUAGACGGUGCGCUCGGUUAUGGCUGCUAUUGCAACCUGCAAGCGCGCUUGAUGGUACUUUAGGUUAGGAUUAGAAAUGCUCGCAGUCGUGCUAUUUGCAACCUUGAAAGCGUCAUGGAUGAAGAUUCGAAACGCAUAGAUGUCUUCAGAGAUAUCAUAUCUUCACACUCCCAGUUGCAAGGAACAUUCUGCAUGCUUCCUGUAAACAUGAACUGACUGUCAC
Messenger RNA from Klebsormidium nitens, 5088 nucleotides. NCBI's taxonomy places the organism in Eukaryota, Viridiplantae, Streptophyta, Klebsormidiophyceae, Klebsormidiales, Klebsormidiaceae. The record is from the annotation of a GenBank genome assembly.